Varroa destructor (honeybee mite) is the source of this 3637-nucleotide messenger RNA. RefSeq lists its product as uncharacterized. The record is from RefSeq and is a predicted model, not a curated record. Lineage: Eukaryota; Metazoa; Arthropoda; Arachnida; Mesostigmata; Varroidae.
UAUCGGCGCCAGUGUCACCAACUGGUGGAUUGUUAAGAACGAAAACAAAGCGUGCUUUAAUUUUGCAAGCAUUGCACGAAUUAGUUUUUUUUUUUGUAGUCGAGGGAAUAAAACAGUUAACAAAGGCUCUGCCUGGGUUGAUAGUUUUGUUAUAUCCCUUGUUAUACCACAAAAAAAAUUUAGUGCUUACAAGGCUAAAUAAACACUCAAUGUAGCUGCACCGUGUAUGUCUAAUUGUGCACUAAUCGUUCUUGUAAUAAAAGGAAGGCUGUGUGUAUGACGAUGUAGAAACGUAUAUUUCAAAAGACGGAAGUGACCAUAACCUAACCUUAGGAUCACUGGAAUUAUAAAUUCAAGAUUUAUUUGACGCAGUUCAAAAGCAUCGUAAUAUGUGGUCCGUGAUAGUGCGACUUGCCACACUAUGCGCACUGUAUGUACUCCUCGCAUACUGUAAUGUGAUGGUGAUUUCGCAAAGACUUCGCAUAUAUGAUAGUUUGUACGCAGCACCACGUGAAAGUGGACGUCCGACAGAAACCAGGAAAUUAUCAAAAACUGUCACGCGUCCUGCAGCAACACAGCGGCCGAGUAUGGUUCACUCCACCCGAGCCUCCGAAGAUACAAAAUAUAUCCAUGGGAUGACCUAUAUGGAACAUAAGGAGUAUGACAACGCUGAGCGAGAAAGACAACAAAAUACUUUUUCUAAAAGAAUAGAUAGUAACAAACAAAGCGCUGCCUCGGAGAUAAGAGGAGAGUUUAGUCACCGUUUCCGACCCGUAGGCGUCUCGCACUCACCGUCUUGGAAAAUGGCAACUGUGGACCCGUGGCCCUACAUCGCAUCAAAGGCUGACAAAAGCACUACAAUUUCACCCUACUCCUACUUUAAUACAACACCUAAGCUUAGAUCAGUUUCGUGGCGCAGUACAUAUCCAAUAGUGGAGCCGUAUCAACCAACAGCACGAUCCAUUAGUGAAAUCAAGUCUUCAUUUGGGAGGAAUGUAGUCCAAGUAGGCUUACGAACACGAUAUCCCUGCUGCCAGAAUGAAACUAAGGAAGUUACCAGUGAUGGCGCGCAAGUCAAAGGUCGGCUUCGAUAUUACCACAGUUUCUCUAAAGAACAUGGUUAUGCACCUCACAGACCUAUAAAAUUAAUUACUACUGUCACUGCACAAAGACCUACGCAAGCAUGGAUAAGCACGCUGGAUGUGGAAAAAGGCACUCGUCAUCAUAACACGGUACAUCAAUUUAAUUUGGGACAAUCUAGAAAAGCCGUUAGUGGUUCUGGAGAAGCAACCGAAAAAAUUAAGACCAUACCUCGACAAUUUUAUCGAACAACAACUUGGGUGCCCCAAACCACUAAGGACAGAAUACAUGAAGCACAAUUAAAGAGAAAUUCCACAAAUAUUCAGCGGAAUUCUACAAGAACGUACGACGAGUUGCCGCCUAUAUACUCGUUCGAAAUGCCUCGUUUCAGCUUUAGUGGAGCUAGGCGAACAUCAAUAAUUACUACAACAACAAAACGGCCUUUAACCAGAGAUGAAUAUGACUAUUAUGACGAACUCGAAGAUAGACAAACGACGGCAAAGGCUUCUUACAAAGAUUCAACAGUAACUAACAGCUUUCCUAAUAUGUCUUGGACAGCUUACAGUGCUAUACCUGAUAGAUCAUCAAAAUUGAAACCAGCAGCGAAUACAGACAUCACUCGGAACCUCACAUCUCACCCAAUAACACUCUCUGCAAUAGAAGCACCAAACCGUAGACAAGCGCUGACAUCUAAGAGUUCCACGGAAAAAAAUUAUGACGACAAUGAUGAUUUUGAAAAGUGGAAAGUGUCCAUCGAGCAAACCGUGCAAAGGCUUCGAAGACCCUCUAAUAGAGGGCGAAGUUUAGCUUACCGAAAGCUGCCAAAAAGUUCUCUGACGCUAGAGCAUGAUAUAGCACCUUUAAUUGAGGUCAGCGGUGUAGAAGAGCAGGACUGGAAGUAUGUUCAUGAAACGAAUCAAAAUGAACUUUCAACACAUCGCCUACCAAGUAGCAAUUGGAGGAGAGGAGAGGCUGAGCUAAAUAUGGGUAACAUAGAUCCUACUAUCGAUGAAUUUGUAUUUUCAAAGUCUCGACGCACAACCACAAGUGCAUUAACUUCCACCACUUCAAAACCUACUGUCUACGCAACAACAAAUAGAACCUGGAGACCCUUACUUUUGACAACUAGAAGACAUGUGCCGCGGAGACCGAUUCCUAUGAGGGUAAGACAUUUCGGCUCACUUGGCCAUGCGGUAAUUGCCCCGCGGUAUCGUGAUCGAGUGUAUAUACCACCAGCUGGAAUACUAACUGACAGACACGACACACCCGGUUCGAUUUUAAAGAUGACAACUGCAAAGCAAUCCACGUUUAACAGAUCUAGUACGCACUUCGAGGUCGAGAACACGACGUACCCUACCAAAACAACAAAUUCUUCUUCGGCAGAAAAGAAGUUAGAUACUGUCGCAACUACUAGUACUAUUCAUACUACUUUAGAGCAGAGCUCGAGAGUCCCAUACGGCACCUCGGAUGGCACCCAUAACUUGUAUGCAACGCCACAUAUUUACCGGCUAACUACAACGACUAGAAUGCCUGUCUUCGGGGAUGGAAUGUCUAUUGAGCAGCAGCUUGUUAAAGCUAUGAAACGUUUACAAGAGCGAAAUAGACGAAUAGAACAACAGCAGAGAGAAAGAAACAGCCGACGCCAACAAGGAAAUUAUAGAAUUAAAGCAGAUGUGAAAAAGACGAAUUUACUCAAGCACGAUCUUCAAACAAUGUACGAAGUUGAGGGGAGCGGACUCUGGGACCAUAUGCUGGCAGAUAAACCUGCUCUUUUAGAAGCGGUACCUGAAGUGGCAGUUAUGCAGCUUGGAGAUGAUUCCCAAAUAAGAGAAGAAAUCCAGCAAACCCUUACGGAACAAAUUGACGAUAGCGCUAUUUACGGAGAAUUUUCAAACGAACAUAUUAUUGAGGUCGGUGACCGAAACGAGCCCGAAGAACAUACAGGACAGAAAAGAACACGUUUUUUAUUAAAGGGCCUUUGAAAUAAUUUUUACUUGCAGCGUAAUGAUAUGUGCAACCUGUACUGAUAUCUGCUGGUAAACAAAUGGUCAUUAUAAUCUCCUAGAUUCAAUUUUUCAUACUAGCAUCUAAAUUAGUCAUUGAUGUUUAUCCAAUUUUAGAACCGAUACAAAUAGGAAAGCAAUACAGGUUUUUUAAAAUCAUUUUUUGUACUACCGACGACUUUUAUUAUAAAUAAUAUAUUAUAUAACUAUUAUAGGCGAUCCUUAUUUUAUAUUAUAUAUAUAUAUAUAUAUAUAUACUAAGGUUCGCCAUCGUAAUUAAAAGUCCUUAAUUGGUUAAAGAAAAUAAUAGAUUCAUAAACUGAAUAAACAGAGUUCGGUGAUGUUAACGUUUAUUAUUGUACACGACUAUUAUACAGCACAAUCGUGAUGAUCAAUAAAUAAUCGCUUAAUGAUUAUUACUAUUGUGAAUCGUCUAUGUAUGGGAUAUUUUCUAUCAAAUGGAAUACGUUUUGUGCCGUUUUCCAGCACGAACACUAAGUAAUACAUUACUGUAGUAAUUCAUUGGACUGUUUUUGGCUCAAUGUCAACUUUUC